Molecule: messenger RNA, 1413 nt
Organism: Durio zibethinus
Lineage: Eukaryota; Viridiplantae; Streptophyta; Magnoliopsida; Malvales; Malvaceae
Source: RefSeq, a predicted model, not a curated record
AUGGCACUGGUCAGCAAUCCGAAAAAAGAGGUGGACUGUUUGCGUGCCCAAAAAUGUGAAGCCGUAGGAAAUAUAGCAUGCAAAAGUAAUGAAUCAUUCAAUCAAGAAAAUGUAAUGAAGCAAGAAUUGGAUUCCCUACGCAGCCAGAAAACUGAAUUAGAAAUUCUGCUAGAGAGGAAAUCCAAAGCAAUCUCCCAGUAUCUGAUUCAAGUGAAAACCCUGAAAGAGGAAUUAGCAAGAAAGAGUGCUGUUGAGCAGAUAAUGGUAGAAGAAAAAGAAAGCUUACAGGUGCAGGUGAUGGACUUGGAAUCAGAGGUGGAUGCUCUAUGCAAACAGAAAAAUAAAUUAGAAGAUGAACUGAGGAGUAAUAUUCGUGAAAUCAAUCAAUUGAGAGAGGAAAAGGGUCAACUGAAUGCAAGAAUUUUAGAAUUGGAAGCAGUAUUUCGAGAGAGACACUUCGAGCUUUCUGCUCCUCAGGAGGACAGCAAAAGUAAAAGGGUUAAAGAAACUGCUCAGAUGAAUGCGGAGGUUGAACUUCAGCAACAGAAGUUGAAUUCCAUGAAGAUGGAGAAAAGCCAAUUGGAGUUAUGGAUUUCUGAUCAGCAGAGAAUGACGAAAGAAAGAGAGGAAAGCACUAACAAAUCUAUGGAGUCUAACUCUAAGCAGGUCAGACGAUUGUCGUUAGGAAACAAGUUUAAUUACCAUGUCCUAGAAAGAAAGAUGGAGGAUUUAGCACAAGAGUUUCGCAAGAAAGUUGAAGAUAACAUCCGUCUUUUGUACCAGAGGAUCACGGUUGCUGACAAAAGACAUUAUGAGAACAAAGAGAUUUACAAGAUAACAAAAGAAAGGCUAGAGCAAGAAAAUGAAGCACUUGAACUAAAGCUCGCCACUUGUGAAGCUGAGUUCAAGAAGUUAAGGGAUAAAAUAGAGGCAGGAAAAGAUGCAUCGACUGCAUUAAAUUCAGUGGUGAAUAAGUUAGAAGUUGAUGGAAAUUCCUCGACCUGCAUUUCAAAAGUCGCAGAUGAGCUUGUUUCUGCAAACGACUGUGACUCAACAGGGAGGGAAAAUGGAAUAGAAGAGGUGAAGAAUAAUGUGGAUUCAUUGGUAGCAGAAAUGGAUAAGGAAAACGAGGAGGAGUUACUAAGGGAGAAGGUGUUGAAUUUGGAAGCUAAGUUGAGUGAGGAAGGAGAAGCAAAGUUGAAGCUGUUGAAAGCCGUGAGUGAGCUUGGGAAUAGAGUGGGAGAAUUGGAGGAAAUCACGACAGAAAAGGAUGAGACAUUGUUGGGUCGUGAAGAAGAGAAGAGGGAAGCCAUAAGGCAGCUCUGCCUCUUGAUUGACUACCACCGCUGCCGCUCUGACUAUCUCAUGGAAUUGAUCUCAAAGUUCACUGUUAGAAUCGAGAAAAAGUCAUGA